Molecule: messenger RNA, 1359 nt
Organism: Volvox carteri f. nagariensis
Lineage: Eukaryota; Viridiplantae; Chlorophyta; Chlorophyceae; Chlamydomonadales; Volvocaceae
Exons: 9
Coding region: 1-1359 (452 amino acids)
Cellular component (GO): mitochondrial inner membrane
Molecular function (GO): S-adenosyl-L-methionine transmembrane transporter activity
Source: RefSeq, a predicted model, not a curated record
AUGAGUAACUUCUUAAAGGGUAUGAGUAUGCCCUUGCCCAGGCGGGCGCAGCUGGCCCGUGUUGCGGUCGCAGCGUCAGUGGCUGUGGGCGCGGGUGUCGUCUUACACACAGCACGUCGCUCUGGGCACACACGAGUUGCUCCUCAGCAAAUGCAGAGCAGAUUUUAUCUCCCACAACCAGCUGUGGAUGCAAUUUGUGGAGCUGUAGGAGAAGUCUGUCAGAUUGUAAUUCUCUAUCCGUUGGAGACGAUUAAGGUGCGAUGUCAAGCGGAUGGCAUCAGCGCAUCUGCCGUACUGACCAACAUGACACGAGACGGCUGGGGUCCCCGCUUCAUGCAACAGCUUUACAGCGGCAUCGGCAGCGCCACGGCAUUCAGCGUUGUCGUGGGCGCUAUCCACUGGCUCACAUUCUGUGCCGCAAAACGCGCCGCCCUGGACGUGAUGGUGCAGCAGGAACGGCAGCAACAGAGCAGCGAUGCCGCCGCGGCGGCAGGCGGGGCGGCGAACUUGGUGCAUGUUCAGCACACGGCCAGCGGCGACAAGGCACACGUACACUUCAGCAGCGGACACCACAUGCACGAUGAGGAAGUGGCGCUGCAAGAAGGAAUCUCUGGUGCGGGGGUGUCGGGUCCCGGCGGGGGGUGUACCGCUGACGGGUCCGACGUGGGGAUGCUCGCGAGCGCCAACAUGGUCGGUGCGACGGUGGGCGCCAUCGCGACGGCCCUGGUGGAGGGCCCCCUGGAGCUGUUUCGUCACCAGGCCCAGGCGGGGCUCAUCAGCGGGAACCUGUUUCGGGAAAUGGCCAACGUGGUGCGAACCCGGGGUCCCAUGGGUCUGUACUGGGGUUUCCUGCCGUACUGCCUUGAGUCCUUUCCGUACGACAUCAGCGAGCUGGCGACGUACAGCCAGCUGCGGGACGUGUACAACCAGUUUACCAGGGCGGAGGGUACGGCGUCGCCAUUGUUUGGUGCAGCAAGCAAGGUCCCAUCGCAGGUGUGGGACAUUGCAAUCGGCGCCGCGGCCGGCAGCGCGGCUACAUUGAUCUCCAUGCCCUUCGACGUCGUCAAGACAUACAUGCAGACUCACGCAGCAGACGCCAUCAGCCUGAAUGCGGCGGGCCAAGUGGGGGCGUUCUUCAAGACGGGAGUGUGGAUGGUGACCCAUAGGGGUCUCGGAGCGCUGUGGGUGGGUCUGGUGCCGCGCCUGGCGCAGCAGGUGCCCUCAUGCACCAUCUGCUGGUGGGCCGUUGAGGCAUGCCAACACUUCCUCAAGCCCAUCACGGAGCCGGCGCCGGCCAGGACGCCAGCCGUGCGUGGCGCCAUGAGCGCCAGGCGGCUGGGGGCCAGAUGCGAGUUUUAG